Messenger RNA from Maniola jurtina (meadow brown), 2701 nucleotides. Its product is annotated as glutamine--fructose-6-phosphate aminotransferase [isomerizing] 1-like. Bases 332 to 2356 code for a protein of 674 amino acids. NCBI's taxonomy places the organism in Eukaryota, Metazoa, Arthropoda, Insecta, Lepidoptera, Nymphalidae. The record is from RefSeq and is a predicted model, not a curated record. The transcript has a single exon. Gene Ontology annotation, biological process: fructose 6-phosphate metabolic process; carbohydrate derivative biosynthetic process; protein N-linked glycosylation. Gene Ontology annotation, molecular function: L-glutamine:D-fructose-6-phosphate transaminase (isomerizing) activity; carbohydrate derivative binding.
CAAAUAUGGGGUAAAGUGAAAUUAAGAGCUGGCAACUGUAUUGUGCGUUCACAACUUUACAUUUUCAAUUGUUUUCAAUUUUUGUUUAACAUAUCAAAUUAAAACAAGUUUUUGCCGCUGCUGCUUGCGGAUAUUUACGAUAGCAACAAGUUGUAUUCAACGAUAACGAAACAUGAUGACGUGUGCAUUGCCGUAAGUGAAAGUAACUUAUUAGUGGUAGGAGUCAUUUACGAAGGUCUUCAAUAUCGGCUGUGUUUUGUGUCGCGCACAGUCUCGGGCUCGUUGUGGUUUCGUGCGCUCGGUUCUACGUUUACGUUCUGCUUCGUUUACGAUGUGUGGAAUUUUUGCAUAUAUUAAUCACCUGACGCCUAAGACCCGGCGAGAAAUCUUAGAAUUACUUGUGAAUGGAUUAAAGCGCUUAGAAUACCGUGGAUAUGACUCUGCGGGCGUCGCUAUCGAUGCCGCCGAUCAAAAGGAUAUCGCUGUUGUGAAAAAACAGGGCAAAGUUGUCGCACUCGAAGAGCUCCUACAGGAACAAAGUGUUGAUCUAGCUGUUGAAGAAUCUGUGGAUUCACAUUGCGGUAUUGCUCAUACCCGCUGGGCAACUCACGGUGAGCCCAGCGCCAUCAACUCGCAUCCGCAGCGCUCCGGCGAAGACAACUCGUUUGUUGUCAUACACAAUGGAAUUAUCACUAAUUAUAAGGAAGUUAAGACUUUCCUUGAGAACAAGGGCUAUAUCUUUGAAUCCCAAACUGAUACAGAGGCUAUCGCUAAGUUGGUUCACCAUAUCUAUGGACAGCACAAGGAUUACAGCUUCCAGGAACUUGUCGAGCAGGUAAUUCAACAACUAGAAGGAGCGUUCGCUCUGUGUUUCAAGUCUCGUUAUUUCCCUAAUGAAUGUGUGGCCACAAGACGUGGUAGCCCCCUGCUUGUGGGCAUCAAAACAAAACGGCGUUUGUCAAGCGACCAUGUACCUAUCAUGUACACCAACAACAAGGCUACCAGAGGAGUUGUGCCCUCUGUGCCACGUGUUAACAGCCAUGCCCACUUUGAGCCAGAAGAGGAAAGAGAUGUCGAAUACUUCUUUGCAUCGGAUGCCUCUGCUGUUAUUGAACACACCAACAGAGUGCUUUAUUUCGAAGAUGAUGAUGUAGCCCACAUCAAAGAUGGAGUUCUCAGUAUCCAUCGUCUGUCAGGCAGCAGCACCGAUCCUCACCAGAGAGAGAUUUUCACUCUGAAACUGGAAUUACAGCAGAUAAUGAAAGGCAACUAUGACUACUUUAUGCAAAAAGAAAUUUUUGAGCAAUCUGAGUCUAUUGUAAACACUAUGAGAGGUCGUCUUAACUUCGCUGAUGGCACCGUGACACUCGGCGGUAUCAAAGAUUACAUUCCAGAAAUUAAGCGUUGCAGAAGAUUGAUGCUGAUCGGUUGUGGUACGAGUUACCAUAGUGCUGUUGCCACACGCCAGCUGCUCGAGGAGUUAACUGAACUGCCUGUGAUGGUGGAAUUGGCCUCAGAUUUCCUAGACAGAAACACACCUGUGUUUCGUGACGAUGUAUGCUUCUUUAUCUCUCAAUCGGGAGAGACUGCCGAUACUCUAAUGGCCCUUCGUUAUUGCAAACGCCACGGUGCCUUGAUCGUUGGUAUCACUAACACAGUCGGUAGUUCCAUCUGUCGUGAAUCACACUGCGGUGUGCACAUUAACGCUGGCCCCGAAAUCGGCGUGGCCUCCACAAAAGCAUACACCUCGCAGUUUGUGUCUCUCGUUAUGUUCGCACUGGUGAUCAGUGAAGAUCGUAUUUCCUUACAGAAGCGUAGAGCCGAUAUUAUCGAAGGGCUUCAUGAAUUGGAUGUUAAAAUUCGUCAAGUGUUGGCGUUAGACGACAAAGUAAAAGCGUUGGCUGAAGAUCUUUAUCAACAGCGCUCCUUGUUGAUAAUGGGACGUGGAUACAACUUUGCUACAUGUUUAGAAGGGGCUCUAAAAGUAAAGGAAUUGACAUAUAUGCACAGUGAAGGCAUUAUGGCGGGAGAGUUGAAGCAUGGGCCGCUCGCCCUCAUCGAUGACUCCAUGCCAGUAAUGAUGAUCGUGAUGCGUGACCCUGUUUAUAUAAAAUGCAUGAAUGCGCUUCAGCAGGUGACUGCCCGCCAAGGCCGGCCGAUUGUUGUCUGCGAGGAAGGAGACACGGAAACUACGGCCCUCGCAUCUCGCGUCUUGGAAGUUCCAAAAACUGUGGAUUGUUUACAGGGUGUCCUCACGGUUAUCCCCAUGCAGCUAUUAGCAUAUCACAUCGCCGUUCUGCGCGGUUGCAAUGUCGAUUGCCCAAGAAAUCUCGCUAAAUCUGUUACUGUUGAAUAAGUGAUAUUAUAACUGUUGUGUAUAUAUUUUAUUAGUUUUCGAUCUCUAAAGACGAGCGCUUUCGCAAUGUCUAUAAUUUUUUUCGCAUACCUAUAUAAUAUAAAUUACGCGUUUCAAAUUAUUAAAUAAAUUGAACAAUUAUAUUCCUAGGGAAAAAGCUGACUGCAAUAUUAAAUAAAUAAUUGCAAUGAAGUACAGUAUGUACUUACUCAGUCUUGGAGCAUAAUUGAAUCCACGAAGUUUCAUCCCACAACAAAUAUUUUUAGAUAAAGUCCGAGUCAGACUCGCGCACCGAGGGUUCCGUACUCGGGUAUUUUUUCCGAUUAUUUUAUGCAUAAAAAUAAA